UAUAUAUUUAUGCAUAUCGUUCCAAUCUGGGCCUUACUUUUUUUCCAAAAUGGAAAACAAUCUAUUGCUUUGUAUUUUAUUAUUGAUUCCCACCUUUGCAUCAUCAGACGUUUUGGUAACACAUAUCAGAAACAUCAAGAAGCGAAAUGCUGAGAAUGACUUGGUUGUCAAUGGGAUAGAAAUCUAUAGCAUGAAGAUUGAUAGUAAAGUAACUUCCCGGUUUGCCCACAAUGUCAUCACCAGUCGAGCUGUCAAUCGUGGGAAUGUGUCCAAAGAAGUCUUCUUUGAUGUUGAGCUCCCUAAGACAGCCUUCAUUACCAACUUCAGCAUGACAAUUGAUGGUGUCACUUAUCCUGGAACUAUAAAGGAAAAAGAAGCUGCAAAAAAGCAAUAUGAGAAGGCUGUUUCAAGAGGACAGACUGCUGGUCUUGUCAAAGCUUCAGGAAGAAAAACAGAAAAAUUCACUGUCUCAGUCAAUGUUAAAGCAGCCAGUAAAGUCACUUUUGAACUCACAUACGAGGAACUGCUGAAGCGACGCUUUGGAAAAUACGAGAUGUUCAUCAAAGUGAAACCAAAGCAGCUUGUCAAAGAUUUUGAGAUUGCAGUAAAUAUUUUUGAGCCCCAGGGUAUCACUGAGCUGGAAGCAGAAGGAACAUUCAUCACCAAUGAGCUACAAAAUACCAUUAAAAAGACUUUUUCAGAGAAAAAGGGGCACAUCUCUUUCAAGCCAACUCUUGAUCAGCAGCGAACCUGUGCAAGUUGCUCAGAGUCUGCCUUGGAUGGGGAUUUUACUGUAAGAUAUGAUGUGAAGAGAACAACUCCAGAUAAUUUGCAGAUUGUCAAUGGCUACUUCGUACACUUCUUUGCACCAACAAAUCUUCCAAAUUUGCCCAAGAAUGUUAUUUUUGUAAUGGAUACUAGUGGCUCAAUGUAUGGAAGACCAAUGGAACAGACAAGAGAAGCACUUCUAAAAAUCUUAGAUGACAUUAAAGAAGAUGACUUCUUCAAUUUCAUAUUGUUCAAUUCUGGUGUGUCCACCUGGAAAGAAACAUUAAUCAAGGCCACUCCUGAGAAUUUGGAUGAAGCAAGGAAGUUUGUUCGGAACAUUGAUGCUUCAGGCAUGACAAAUUUACAUGGUGGUUUGAUGAGGGGAAUUGAUAUUCUGAAUGCUGCUCAUGACGGGAACCUUGUGCCCAAGAGAAGCGCCUCUAUAAUUAUCAUGUUAACAGAUGGCCAGCCAAACGAAGGUGUAUCAGAUAUUCACACCAUUGAGACAGAUGUAAAAAGUGCUAUUAAAGGAAGAUACCCCUUAUACAACCUUGGGUUUGGCUCUGGUGUAGACUAUGGCUUCUUGGAGAGGAUGGCACUGGAGAAUAAAGGAUUGGCCCGUCGGAUUUAUCCUGACUCUGAUGCAGCUUUACAGCUUCAAGGGUUUUAUGAUGAGGUGUCAAAUCCCAUGCUCACAGAUGUGGAGUUAAACUACCCAGAAAAUGAAAUACAGGACCUAACUACGAACAGUUUUAAGCAUUUCUACGAUGGGUCUGAGAUUGUGGUGGCUGGACGUUUUGUAGACAGCAACCAAAACCAAUUGACUGUAGAUGUCAGAGGUGAAGGUGCUAAAGAUGCCCUGUCAUACACUACACAACAAGAUGCUGAGCAAACAGCUCAAGCCUUCCAAGAACAAGAAUACAUAUUUGGAGAGUACAUUGAAAGGCUCUGGGCUUAUCUUACCAUUGAACAACUCCUGGAAAGACGUAUUGCAGCUACAGGAGAAGAAAAGGAAAACCUCACAGCUGAAGCCCUGGCUCUCUCCCUGAAGUACAAGUUUGUAACACCACUGACAUCCAUGGUGGUAACAAAACCAGAAGAAAAUGACAAUGAAGAUGUGAUUGCUGAUAAACCCACUGAAGGUACAGACAUGUUCACAUUUUUACUGCAGUUGAGAAGCCAAGUUUUUUUUCCUUCUGCAGGUUCACAAAUGUAUCGAGGAUCACAACCCACAUGGUACACCAGUGUUGAUGGGGACCCACACUUCGUGAUAUGGGUGCCACAAAAAAGAGAUGCCAUCUGUUUCAAUAUCAAUGAAAACCCGGGUACUGUCCUAAAUUUGAUAAAUGAUCCAGUUACAGGCAUCACAGUCAAUGGAGAACUCAUUGGUGAUAAGAGAGCAAAUAACGAUGCAAAGAUCCAGAAUUCAUAUUUUGGAAAACUUGGCAUUGCAAGUAAGCACCUGGGUUUAAAACUGACAGUAACUCCUGAGAAGAUCACAGUUCAGAAUGGCAAUGAAAAAAUGGGUUUCACCUGGCUUGACUCAGUCACCUUGCAACAAGCAGGUUUAAAUUUAAUAAUUAAUAGAAAAAAAAAUCUGGUGCUCUCAAUGGGCAGUGGUGCCUCAUUUGUUGUUGUUUUGCACCAAGUAUGGAAGAAGCAUCCUCUCCACCAAGAUUUCCUAGGAUUGUAUACACUGGAAGAGGAUAAACUGUCUCAACAGACCCAUGGAUUAUUAGGACAAUUUUUCCACCCCAUUGACUUCACCAUUCUUGAAAUUCAUCCUGGGUCUGAUCCCAAGAAACCAGAUGCCACAAUGGUUGUUAAAAACAAUGAACUGAUAGUAACGAGGGGCUGGCAGAAGGAUUACAGAAGAGAUCCCACCCAUGGUGUUGACAUUCCUUGCUGGUUUGUCCAUGACAACGGAGCUGGGCUCAUAGACGGUGUCCACACAGAUUAUAUUGUUUCCAGUCUGUUUUAAGCAACUACAACUUCCUCCAAAUUCGUGGGUAGAUGGAUGAUUUGUCUGAAAGAACAGUAUUUUUUAAUGUUUAAGAACUAUUAAAAAUCUGUAAGCAUACUAUGUUUGGCAAGGACAAGGUAUGUUGGAUUCUCCUACAGUUUUGCUGUGCAUUUGAUGGAAUCUGAAGUGCAGGGCAGCUGUUCCCCUUGUGUGCACAGGUGCCCCUCCUCCUCUGGAACGUCCUCUUUAUUAGGUUCAAAAUUCUGACUUUGAACGUUACUUUGUAAAACAUAACAGAAACCUUCUAUCCAAUAUUAAAUCAAUAACGGAGUGACUUAAAUAAAGCCUCAGCACUCAG
Messenger RNA from Pseudopipra pipra, 3089 nucleotides. RefSeq names its product inter-alpha-trypsin inhibitor heavy chain H3-like. Bases 50 to 2749 code for a protein of 899 amino acids. The record is from RefSeq and is a predicted model, not a curated record. The transcript has 20 exons. Gene Ontology annotation, biological process: hyaluronan metabolic process. Gene Ontology annotation, molecular function: serine-type endopeptidase inhibitor activity. NCBI's taxonomy places the organism in Eukaryota, Metazoa, Chordata, Aves, Passeriformes, Pipridae.